Messenger RNA from Closterium sp. NIES-65, 567 nucleotides. The record is from the annotation of a GenBank genome assembly. Lineage: Eukaryota; Viridiplantae; Streptophyta; Zygnematophyceae; Desmidiales; Closteriaceae.
AUGACUCCCACAGGACUUGUCGGAUUCGGGAGCUUUUUACGGAAUAACCCGCGGACGGAUAGGUUUAAGGUGGACCGGUUUCACCAUAUCGAGUUCUGGUGCGGAGAUGCUACUAACACGUACGGACGGUUUUCGUGGGGACUGGGGCUGCCGCUCGUCGCGAAGUCGGACCAGACGACGGGUAACCACACGUUCUGCAGUUUCGUGCUGAAAGCGGAGGACCUGGCGCUGGUGUUCACGGCGCCGUAUUCCGAAGCAGCAGCUAUAACGCGUGAGGAGGAGAUGGGGGAGUAUGAGGAGUUGGGGAUUCUCGUGGAUGUGGAUGCUGGGGGAGUGCUGCUUCAGAUCUUCACUGCUCCUAUCGGGGACAGGCGCACGCUGUUCAUUGAGAUUUCGCCCACGGUCUUCAUUGAGAUUCUUCAGAGGGUGGGAGUGAAGAAGGGUCUUCAAGCCGUUCCCAUGCAGCAGUUUCCUCGUGGGGGGUGUGGUGGGUUCGGCACAGGAAACCUGCUGGAGCUCUUCCGAUCGUUAGACACGGUUCAGACACCUUCCAAGGUGUACCCGUGA